This is a messenger RNA of Adineta steineri, 2349 nucleotides long. The record is from the annotation of a GenBank genome assembly. NCBI's taxonomy places the organism in Eukaryota, Metazoa, Rotifera, Eurotatoria, Adinetida, Adinetidae.
AUGGCUAAUAAAAUUAAUAGCCAAAAUAAAACAAUAAUUGAAGAAGAAGACAAUAUAAAAUAUCUUCCAUUUAAUAUUCAAUGGCUUGAUUCGAGUUAUCAACAAACAAUUCUACCUGAUAGUCCAUGGCAAAAAAUUCUUGAUGAUCUUGAACCAGCAUUAGCGAAUAAAGUUCGUCAGCAAUUUAAUAAUCCUGAACGUCGUCAGAUGUUAAUUGAAUUACUUGGUAGAUUAUUUCAUAUAAAAUUACUUCGAUCUGAACCUUAUGAUCCAAAUUCAUUACGUCCACCUCUUAUAACUGAAGAACAUCGACGGAAACUUGAAAAUGAAGCAAAAUCAUGGUUACAAAUACAAACACAUAAAUCCGCACUUGAAAUAGGCGCAGCGGUUACGGAAGAUGACGAUAUCAAUAAAUUAUCAAAUAAUAUGAAAAAUUUUCUUGAGUAUACCUAUCAAAUAGUACGUAAAGCACUUGAACGUUAUUUAUAUCAAGUACAACAAAAAGACAAUGUUAAACAAGAAGAACAAAAAUUACAAGACAAAAAUAGAAGCAAAUAUCACGAUGAUAUUAAUAGCAGUUCUAAACUUCGAUCAAUUCUAAGAGAUUCAAAGACGAAUUCAAGAAAAUUACCAAUGAUUACUGAAUUCCCACCUACACCUUAUCCAAUGACAUCAGAAUAUAGUGAUAUUGUAUCAAGUUCAGUCGUUGCAUUACUUAAACGUGAUCCUCGUCGUGUUAUUUUUAUUACUGAAAAAUUAUUUGGUCAACAACUUCCACUUUCACUUCGUCAAUUUAUUUGGACGGAAUGUUUACUUCGUGUUGAAAAAAAACCAUAUGAUUAUGAUCUUAGUCUUGUUGAACUUCAAAUUAGACGAGAAUUUGCUGCUGGUAUAACGCGUGGUAAAACUGAACUUAAAUUAACUAAUCCAUCUAAUACACCAGUAACAAAUUUAAUUGAAAAUGCAGUUAUAGAAACAUAUAGCAAAGUUCAUGCUUUACAACCAUUUCUUGAAGAAAAUCAUUUACGAUUUACUAUAAAAAUUUUAAAUGUACUUUAUACAUAUAAAAAAGAUUAUGAACCGUAUUUUAUUUAUUGGUUAUUACCAUUUCAAUUAUCAUAUCGUGAUGAAGCAAAUAAAGAUGAAGAAAUUUAUGUUAUUGCAAUGCAUCUGGAUUUAUUUGUUCGUCAUUGUUUUCCGGAAUGGACAAAUGUAUUUUCUAUUGCUAGUAAAAUAAUGACAGAUUUAUCAUCAAAUGAUCCAGAAUUUUAUGAUCAUUUAAAAACCAUAGCGAAAAUACGUACAAAAAUAAAUCAAAAAGAUUUUGUUACACAAAUUAUUACUUUAGAAAGUAAACAUAGUGGUAGUACAGCACAAUAUGCAAGAGAGUUAAUGGCUGAUCCAGUUAUUUUUCUUCGAAAAUGGAUUGGAGAAAUGUUUUUUGGUAUUCUCAAUUCAAAUUGUGCACUUUAUUUAUGGGAUCAAUUUUUUAUGAUUAAAUGGAAUACACAAUAUAUAGAACAUGCAACAAAAGCUGUACUUUAUUUACUUCGUGAUCGUUUUAUGUAUGCGACUGAUUAUGAUGAAAUGCGAAAAGUAUUUCUUGAAGAACCAUGUCUUUUACAAACAUUAGAUGUUCAAGCAGCUUUUGUUCAUCUUGCUUUAAAAAAUGAUGAUCCAAAAUAUAUUCCAGCUAUGAAUCAACGUUUAUAUUCAACAAAAUCAACUAUGAUACAAAAUAAUCAUAAUCCACAAAUGUCGAAUAGAAAAAAAGCAUAUUUAGAAACAAUUGGUAUUAAAGAUAUAUCAUUAACAUUAGCUAUACCUGUUAAUUCUUCUAUUAAUGGAGGAUCUCGACCAGACAUUGAUGUUAAAUCAUUAAUGGUUGAAAUUCAAAUUUAUGGAGCUGGAGAAAAAAUAUGUGAUGUAUCAACUGUAUCUGCACCUGUUCUUCGUGAAAAAGAAGCAGUGGUACAUAAUUGGCAAAAACUUACUAUUGAUAUACCAAAUGAAAAAUUAGUUUUAUCAAUGAAAGAAACUCGUCCAUCAUUUAUGCCUACUCGUAUUCAAGCACUUGCUACUGUUCGACAACGAACGAGUACUAUCAAUUCAAUUGCUCUUGCUCAUUGUCGUUUUCCAUUAUACAUACCCCAAAAAAUCGGUAAUUUAGAUACAUGGGAUGUUACAUAUGGACCUGUUGUACGUACUCUUCAUCCUGGCAUGCCUCCAGUUUCUAUUGAUAUGAUUCCUGAUAUGCCCAAAAUAUUUGUUGCGGAUAAAAUUGGUCCAGGUUCUUCUAUAUCUUUAAAUGUUUUUGAUCCGAAAGCUGAUCAAUAUUUUAGCCAGUAA